AAUUUUCUUCUUACGUUGUUAACUUGUACUAAGAAAUGUUAGACACAAAAAAUAUUUUAGAUAUUAUUUUAAAUUCUAAUCGACGCAAUGUAGUUUGCUUCCUUUGCUUAAAAAGCCGAAGCAACAGACUUUUAAGUAUAUAUACAGAAUUUGAUGUUUUUGGUGAUUGCUUCAAUUUAAAAAUAUCUUUAGCCGAAAUAAUGAAACAAUUAUCUCCGUCCCAUGAAAUUUUGUUCGGCCAAGCUUGUACAGAAUGUACAAAUCUGUUAUUAAAAAUCUUUCUUAAAUUAUACAAAUACAAAAAUAAUAUGAAAAUACUCGAUUCUUUUAUUAAAAAUCUUGACAGACAAGUGCAAGAUAUAAAUACAGAAAGCAUUAACAAGAUAUUCAUAAGUAUGAACCAACCUGAACAUAAAAUCAUAGAAGAGAAAUCUAAACCAUCAAUAAAUAAGUCUAAAAAGAUUUUUAAUUGUAUUAAAUGUGAUAUAAAAUUUAUCUCAAAUGAUUUACUUCAAGAACAUAAGAAUAGCUUCCACAAAAAAAGUGAAGCUACAAUUUGUGAUGUCUGUGGUCAAAAAUUAAAAUCUCCUACCUCUCUAAAAGCUCAUAUUAACUGCCAUAAAGUAAAAGAGUGUCCUUACUGUUUUAAAACAUUAAAAUGCCAUUCACACUAUAACAUACAUAUAAAAAGACAUACAUCAAAUGUUAAAAGAAAGCGUAAUAAACUAUACUACACCUGCAGUAAUUGUAAUUAUCAAUCUUUAAAUAAAAAAACUUUAGAAGCUCAUAUCAACAGAAUACAUUUACAUAUUAGGCCUUAUGUCUGUGAAACUUGUGACAAAGGAUUUUAUAAAAAUAGUCACUUGACAGAACAUGUCAAAAUCCAUUUACAGAUUAAAAAUAAAACAUGUGAAGUCUGCGGUGAACAUUUUGUUAAUGAAAAGACAUUGAUUGAACACCAAAGACUCCAUUCUGAUGAUAAACCAUAUGAGUGUAAUAUAUGUAUGAAGAGGUUUGUUACAUCCGGAAGAAGAUCUGACCAUAUCAAAAGAAGUCAUAUGGAGAAAACUGAAUCUUGUAUAUUCUGUGACAAAAAGUACAGUCUGAGGAAAGAAUUAAAUAGACAUAUUAAGAAAUCUCAUAAUGAAAUUCCACUAAAUAUUGACAAUAACUUUGAUAUAAAUAUAUCAAAUUAUAAAUUUGAUGACUCAAUUUUACCAAUCAGUUAA
Papilio xuthus (Asian swallowtail) is the source of this 1229-nucleotide messenger RNA. RefSeq names its product zinc finger protein 667. The transcript has 2 exons. Gene Ontology annotation, molecular function: DNA-binding transcription factor activity; RNA polymerase II cis-regulatory region sequence-specific DNA binding. The record is from RefSeq and is a predicted model, not a curated record. NCBI's taxonomy places the organism in Eukaryota, Metazoa, Arthropoda, Insecta, Lepidoptera, Papilionidae. Gene Ontology annotation, biological process: regulation of transcription by RNA polymerase II. The coding region runs from base 36 to 1229 and encodes 397 amino acids.